CCCUCCCUCUCCUUCCACUCUUUCAUCGCCUCCUCUUCGUUUUUCUCAGUCCAACCUAAUCUCCUAUUCUAUCAGUACAGAGAGCUAAGGAGCCAUGUCUCUGAGGCCGAGCGCUAGGACCGAUGUCCGCCGGAACCGGUACAAGGUGGCCGUGGACGCUGAGGAAGGUCGUCGUCGGAGGGAGGACACCAUGGUCGAGAUUCGAAAGAACCGAAGAGAAGAGAGUUUGCAGAAGAAGCGUCGAGAAGGACUCGCUACCCAGCAAAUUCCUUCCUCUCUCACCACCACUCCCACCUCCGAAAAUGAGCAGUUAGAAACUCUACAAGCAAUGGUUACUGGCGUUUGGUCAGAGGACAAGAACUUGCAGCUUGAGGCAACCACUCAUUUUCGAAAGCUGCUGUCAAUUGAACGCAGUCCACCAAUUAACGAAGUUAUUCAAUCUGGUGUUGUUCCCCGCUUUGUUGAGUUCCUUGGGAGAGAUGAGUUCUCACAGCUUCAGUUUGAGGCAGCUUGGGCCCUCACAAACAUUGCUUCCGGUACUUCAGAAAACACCAGGGUUGUAAUUGAUCAUGGAGCCAUCCCAAUAUUCAUCAAACUUCUAGGAUCCCCGAGUGAUGAUGUUCGCGAACAGGCUGUUUGGGCGUUAGGAAAUGUGGCUGGUGACUCACCUAAAUGCCGUGAUCUUGUCCUUAGUCAUGGCGUCUUAAUGCCCUUGUUGGCACAGUUUAAUGAUCUUGCAAAACUUUCUAUGUUGAGAAAUGCGACGUGGACGUUAUCAAACUUCUGUCGGGGCAAGCCACCUCCUUCAUUUGACCAGACAAAGCCUGCUAUCCCAGCUCUAGAACGUCUUAUACAUUCAAAUGAUGAAGAAGUCCUCACUGAUGCGUGCUGGGCACUGUCGUAUCUUUCAGAUGGUACCAAUGAUAAAAUCCAAGCAGUUAUUGACGCAGGUGUCUGCCCCCGACUCAUUGAACUACUACUUCAUCCCUCUCCAACGGUCCUCAUUCCUGCCCUUCGCACAGUUGGAAAUAUUGUCACUGGAGAUGAUAUGCAAACUCAGUGUAUAAUAAAUCAUCAAGCUCUUCCUCGCCUUCUGAACCUGUUGACGCAAAAUUAUAAGAAGAGCAUCAAGAAGGAAGCUUGCUGGACCAUCUCAAACAUCACAGCUGGAAACAUAAAUCAGAUACAGGCUGUAAUCGAGGCUGGUAUCAUUGGCCCCCUACUCCAACUACUUCAGAAUGCAGAGUUUGAGAUCAAGAAAGAAGCUGCUUGGGCACUUUCAAAUGCUACAUCUGGUGGCACCCAUGAUCAAAUCAAGUACUUCGUGAGCCAGGGGUGCAUUAAGCCAUUGUGUGAUCUCCUGAUUUGUCCAGACCCAAGGAUUGUCACAGUUUGCUUGGAAGCACUUGAGAACAUUCUAAAGGUUGGGGAAGCAGAGAAUAAUGUGAACAACACAGACGGAAACUUUUAUGCUCAAUUGAUUGAUGACGCUGAUGGGUUAGAUAAGAUUGAAAACCUGCAGACUCAUGACAAUAAUGAAAUAUAUGAGAAGGCAGUAAAGAUUCUUGAGACAUAUUGGACUGGGGACGAAGAUGAGCCUUUGCCCCCAGGUGAUGCUGCCCAAUCUGGCUUCGGGUUUGGAGUGAAUGAACUUUCUGUUCCUUCUGGCGGAUUUAACUUCUCUUGAAGGGCUGGCUUGGCGUUGAAUGGAUCCUGCAAUCAUGGUACGUGACAUCAAAUAUUUUUGGGUGUUGGGUGGUGACACUUGCCCGUGGACCAAUCGCCUAUUGAUGCCGUGGUUCAGACUAAGAUAUGCGUGAACCCUGAGAAUUCAAGCAAUCGAGGAAACCUACCAACCAAUAUAGCAUUCCCUUUCUUAAUCAGAGAAAUAUCAGAAUGAAAACAAAGCUAUUUAUUUCUUUAUUAUUACCUUUUUUUACUUCUUUUUCAGGCCCUAUUUUGAUGCUAAUGGGUUUUUGUUUCUUUUCAUUCUAGGAAGAAAGAUUUCUUCGUGGAAAGGUUUCUUUUUUUUUUUUCUCGCAUGAGCGAACUUUUUUGUUCGUUGCAUUACUUGCAGAAGCUAAACUUCAUGUUUUGUUAUGUCAUUUACUUAAAAACUUUAAUUACCUUAGGAUAUUUAAUGUCACAAAUGUCUUUACGUUUUUAUUCUCCA
Molecule: messenger RNA, 2173 nt
Organism: Carya illinoinensis
Lineage: Eukaryota; Viridiplantae; Streptophyta; Magnoliopsida; Fagales; Juglandaceae
Product: importin subunit alpha-like
Exons: 11
Coding region: 95-1687 (530 amino acids)
Biological process (GO): NLS-bearing protein import into nucleus
Cellular component (GO): nucleus; cytoplasm
Molecular function (GO): protein binding; nuclear import signal receptor activity
Source: RefSeq, a predicted model, not a curated record